GAUAUCCGGAUCCGGCAUCCGGCUUCUCGCUUCUUGAUUUGAAAGUGUUUUAGGUUUUAGUUGAAGAAAACUUGAAGUGUGAUAAUAUUCCGCGCACUGGAGUAUGAUUUGUGUUCUGUUCUUUGAUCUCUGGCAGUGUCGCACUUAGUGUGUUUUUCAAAAUCAACGGCUGGGCAUCAUUUCCCCAGAAGAAAGCAUUCUUCAGAUUCAUGUCUGAUGAAACUACCAGUGCUUCGAUGGAAAAUGGUCUCAGAUGAUAAGAAGUAACUAAGAGAAAAAGAUGCAGCAAUUGUUUUGGAUGUGAACUGAUGGCUCCUUUUAUUGCCUGUCUAUCGUGUACUACACAUGAUUAAAUCACCUCUUGGUUUUUCCUCUUGUAGCUAAGAUUUCUAGCCAACCUCCCCUUACAACAAAAUGGAAGAGUCGUGCCGCCUCUGUUUAUCGGGGAAAGAUGUCCUCAUUCCUAUAUUUUACGAAGGAUCGGCUUUGCCCACCAAUAUUCUGUCAUGUUUAGCUGUGCAGGUCUCUCCUGAUGAUAAUCAUAAACGCAUCUGUACCAUGUGCGACAAGAAGCUGCGUGAGUGGUGGGACUUCAAACUUGAAGUUCAAAGUGCGCAAAAAUUUCUUAACUUGCAGAAGCAACUUUACUCAAAAACAGUGACUUCAAGUGGAGAAAAUCAGAAUUUGAGUGAUGUAAGUGGAUCUAGUACUCCAAGAUCAGACAUUACUUCAAGACCUGAAGGCUCAUCAAGUUUUUCCGCUAGUGGAAUCAAGCAAGAAAACUCAAGUGACUCCAAAAAACGCAGCUCAAGUAAUAGAAAAAGUAUUCCUCCUUCAAUACCAGCAGACUCCAAUUCAUAUUAUGUUUCAAGUUCCUCAAGUGGGAGUACUAGUGGGCGUGAAUCAGCAGCAUCUAGUAACACUGCCAAGCGGAUGAACUCUCUCCGUUCAAAUGAUGAUGAUGAUUGCGUUGUCGUUGAUCAGCCACCAAAACGGAAAGCUCCAGUGGUGACCCUAGAUAAAAGCGGGAACAAAAAGCAAAAAAAGGCUGCAACCCCGUCUAAGAUGACCAAAAAAAAUAGUGAACCUGGAAAGCCCACUCCAAGCCAGACUCAUGAGCAGUCUCAAGAAAUAGACACAGGAGAACCACUAAAGUGUCAUUAUUGUACGUCAACUUUCUCCAAUAGAAUGUUACUAAAUUCACAUUUAAAAUAUCAUUCAGUAAACCGACGUUUCGGGAAGAAACACAUCAAGUGUCCGUACUGUCCCAUCGUCCUCCAGGUGUACAGUCUGCGCGGCCAUGUGAGGAACGUCCACAAAAUGGACCCAGAUGCAGCUGGGAUUUUAACUUACAUAGAAACUAAAUUCACCAAAGGAGCCAAGGCCACUGUGAUCGCAGAGGGUAUGAAAAUGGUGGUGUUUCCAUGCAAUCUUUGCAAGAACUCUUACAAAAAUCCCAUGGCACUGAAAGUACACAAAAAUAAGUUUCAUGGAAACAGAGCUACUUCAAAUCUGUUAAAAGUAAAACCUGCUCUCCACGUCAAGAAAAAUACAACCUGUGAUAAAUGCAACAGAAGGCUACUCAGCGUAAAAGCGGUGGCGAUCCACAAACAGUAUUGCGGUACAGAACGUGCUUCCAGUUGUCCAUUCUGUCAAAAGCAGUUUGAGUCUGUCCAAAGGUUAAGAAGACACAUCUCCGAAAAACAUAGCGGGGGUCCCAAAGAUGAGGGGGAGCACUCAUCCGCAAACUCAACGUCCAAAGUUUCAGCGAGUAGGGUACCCUCAGGAAACCCACCUCAGUGUGAGCCAGCACCCAGUUCCGUGCAGAAACAAGCUGCUAAAGGUGUCCCAAAACAUCAAUGCCAGCAGUGCACUCGAAUUUUUCACAGUGCAACUGGAGUCGAUGAACAUCUAAAAUAUUGUGGAGGUCCCCAAGCAGUCAAGUGCAGGCUGUGUCCGUACCAAUAUAAUAGUCCUCGGAGCUGUAACAUUCAUUCCGCCAACACACAUCAAAAAGUCGUAAUUCCGUGUGAUUUUUGUAAUCGAAAAUUCUCUUCGAAGGCAGACUAUUACCAGCAUCAGAAGAUUCACAAACAGUCACUCAAGUCAAAAAUGCUGCAUAAAUGCAGGAGCUGUCAGAAUAUUUACACUGGACUUAAAAGUUUCAAUAACCACAAAACCAAUUGUCGGCUAGCAUUCGAGUACAAAUGUGAAAAGUGUUUCCUUCAUUUCCAAGAAGAAAAUUCUCUCCAUAAUCACGUGCCCCAGUGUGUAGGUAAAUCACGGUUCGAAGAAAAACUUAAACUUUUGCAUAAAAGCAUCAAAUGUUUGCAGUGCACGAAAAAAUUCUCUAGUGAAAACCACUUCAUCAACCAUUUUGUUGAAAGUCAUGUCAAUGCUACCAACUCUAUUUUUUCUGGAGUCAACAUGCACGAUUGUCAUUCUUGCUUUUAUGCAGCCAACAAUCCAGAAAGCUUGAGGCGACACGGGGGGCAAUGCAGAGGAAUACCAUUCUAUGUCGUGAAAUCUGCUCUCCAGAAAUCUGAUCUUCCUUCAGUUCAAGAUGACUCAGGAAGCUUCAACUCACAGCAAAAUCCUGAAGAAAAUUUGCAUUCAGGAACAAGAAAUAACGAUCUUAAUAAACCUUCCUGCAGUACUAGUAGUGAUAUGAAUAUAGAAAUUACAAAAAUUUGCUCACCUGCAUUCAUGAACGAGCACUUGAAUGCUUCAAAAAGUGCUCAAGUCGUAGUUGAAAAGUUAUCUGAAAAACAAAUUCACAGAACAUCCAUUGAAUCCAUCAAGUCUGAGCCCAAAGUCGGAUUUAGUCCGCGCGAUAAAGUGCAGUGUGAAUUUUGUAAAAGAUUUUUCACUCCUACUGGUUUCCCCACUCAUAGGUGUCAUAAACGGAAAAAAAUACUGGCUCAACGUGCUAGGCAAAAGUCACAAGAGACAAAAGAAGUGGCAGCAGCUUCAACUUUGAUAAAGUGCGAAAUGUGUUUUGAAAUGAUUGCACAAGAAAACCUGGUAGAGCAUUGCAAGUCCGUCCACCAUGCCAUCAGGCCGGAGGAGAUGGCGCAAGGUAUGAUAACUGUUCAUCAGCACAAGCAAGCAAUUGAACAGAAUAUGAAACUAGAAAAAUAUCUGGCUGAUCUGGCAGCUUCCCAUUCUGUCAGGAAAAGCACCUCCCGCCCGGACACAUCACCUCAAGAAAGCGGUGACGAGGAUGCAGCUGGGAGUGAUGACAAGCACCAUUCGGCAGGAGCUACAACUUUGAUAAAGUGCGAUAUGUGUCUUGAAAUGAUCGCUGAAGAAGAUCUGAUAGAGCAUUGCAAGAUUGUCCACCAUGCCAUCAAGCCAGAGGUGAUGGCGCAAAAUUUAAUAAAUGUUCAUCAGCAGAAUAUGAGACUAGAAAAUUAUCUGGAUGAUCCAGAAGCCUCGCAUUCCGUCAGUAAGAGCACCACCCCGCUCGACACAUCACCUCAGGAAAGCGAUAAGGAGGAUGCAGCAGGAGAAUAUGACGAGCACCAUGGCAAUGAAUCUUUCGAAGACCCGAUUCUUAUCGAGUGCGACAUCUGCAAUGCCCAUUUCACAGCAACAGAACUGGAGGUCCAUUUAAGAGAUCAGCACAAUGCUGUAAAUCCAGCAGCAUUGGCCAAAACUAUGGGAGAAAACAAUAUAGCUAAGAUAAACGUCCAAAGCAUCAAGACAGAGCAUGAGAUGAGUCCAGAUGAAGAGACCUCUAGUCCGGAGAACUCUCCUGAUGGAGCAGAAAAUGUGCACAGUGAUCAAGAAGAGGACGAAGAGAACGAUGAGGGCGAGGAUAUUGAAGGUGUUGUUGAUAAUGUGGAGCAGCUUCAAGACGAGGAGGACUUCAGUUUUGCGGAGGAAGAAGAGGACAGAUCAGAGGAAAGAGUCAACACUUUACCCUUAGAAUCCAUCUUCUUGGGGGAUGAUGUGGAGUCUUCCCUUACAUCAAAUAUAGAUUUGCCUACAGAUUUUGGAAGAACUUAAUGGCCUUAUGAUACCUAAGCUCUUGAAACGGAGCGUUUACAGGGUUGGAACAAUCACGAAUUUACCCAAAAACCUUGAGGAAAAUCAGGUAAUUACCUGCUGAAGACUGAACAUUUUUCCUUUUCCUCGAUUUUUCUCCAUCUCGUAAGGUUUUAUAACCAUCAAUUCAAAACAAAGAUUUUUUGUUACCAUAGUCUUGUUUCAAAAAAAAAAAGAGGAAGAAAGGAAGGGAAAAGACAUCAGGACUGCCAUUUAAAUUUUAAGAUGAAUGUUGAAAAUCAUUGCUUUAAUCAUGAUUGUUAGAAUUUUGACUGGAAGUAUCAGGGAAUUUCCUCAUUCUGAGAAAAUAGAACCUGAAAAAGUUGCGGAGUAUAAAUUUCUAAAGAUAUUAGGACCUUGAAUGAGCGUUCCUGAGUUACUGUGGAAAUUUUUUCUUGUAUCCCAGGGUUUUCCAGUGCAAUAAGUAAAUUCCCUAGGUGCCCAUCUGGAAAAUCAGCCGUAAAAAUCAUUACCUCUGUCUUUAGAAAUGUUUUAUGUGUACUCUGUUGCUUCAAGUUCCUAUCGGUCAGCGAUUCUAUUUGUUUUCCUAAUUGAAAAUUGAAAAAAUCGUUGUGGUUCCCUACAGGCUGAGGAAGAGUUCUUAACCCCUGAUUCAUAAUUAUAAAUGCAACGUUUUAACUUGUGAAAAUCAAAGAUGCCUGGUACAGUGAGGAGUUAGAACUGAAUGUUAAGGAUGCUUUUUAACUGUUUUCUUUUUACUAAACUUAAGUCAAUUUUUUUAAUCUCUCAGUGCUUGGGUCAAUUUGCUGAGUGAAGGACUGGAUCAUCAUGUGAAGAGAAAAUGGUAUUUUUUAAAGAGUCCCCUCUUUUCUGCAAUGAACUUAUAUCAAACCAACUUUGUGAAAUUGCUGGUUUCUCUCUAAAGUUUUUGAAGGAAUUAUAAUGACUCUAUCUCAAAGCUUGCUGUAGCUGUCUAUUUCUAAGAAAUUGUUUAUGAAGACAGGAAAUUAAAGCCCAAAUUAUUCUAGCGGGAAAUUCACUGCCCAAUUUGAUUGAUUCAAUUAAAUUUUUUGUCCGCUGUUAAUUUGGCUUUAAUGGGUCUGUUGAACACUGAAGAUACAACCUCGGAGGACUUUCUUCAAGGGUUAAAUUCGCUUGAAAAUCUUGUGAAGCACAUCAAAUAUGUCUAAAAUCCAUUCGGAAAUGCUAAAUUUCCGUUUUCUGCAUCACUCAUUUCCAAUUUAUUAUGUCUGUAGGCAAUGUUUCUUGGUCACUGGCCGUCUGGUUUGCCCAAGGAGGGUUUUCAAAAACCUAAUUUAUGUACAAGAACAAUCCAGCAAUUUUUUAUCAAUCCUCCCUACAUAUGAUUUCAAUAAUUUUGAAGUUUUUGUUCCCUUCCCAUUUAUAAAAAAGUGAAAGUUUUGAGUAGAAAACGGGUACAUCUAUCCAUGAGAAAUAUUGAGAACACUUUUCAAGUUUAUUUUUAAUGAGGCUUGAUUUGAACAAUACCAUUUUAUUUGUAUGUGAAUUAGAACCAAGGUGUUGUGUUUAGUAUUUAUUAAUCACUAGCGAUUAAUGAAUAUUAAACAUAGCACCUUGGUUCUUAUUCACACACAAAGUUUUUUUUGUUAAGUUUGGUCAAUUUUCCUCAGACCUCUCCCUAAGUGAACCAUAACAUGGUCAAUUUGAAAACUAGCAAUUCAGGCUAUUGUAAUUCUGCAUUUCAGAGGUAUUUUAGACAUUUUUGAUGUGCGCAAUUGAAAUUUUUUCCAUUCGGCUGUACCUCUUGAGGAUAACAGGCACAUUUAGGAUUUUCAAAAAUACCUCCUAGAAAUAUGUAGCUGACAAUGAGCUGAAAUGUGCUUUGGUAAAACCAUUCCGUCAUUUGCUUAAAAUCCUAGAUGAAACUAGUCUUUCAGCAAAAUCUGUUCAAUUUUUUAAUGUUUGUUUACCUCUGAUCUAGAUUAUUUUUUUAGUAUUUAGAAAACUUAAAUUACUUGUUAAUGAAUCACUCUUUACUUACCAGCCCUUACCUAGGCCCAUGGUCCUAUCUUUGCACACAAUUCCUUAACGCAAUUUCGCUUCUAUGUUUUUUUUUGGAAACAAAUGGUAAGAGAAGAAGCUAUCAGUUUAGACCAAUACUUGUUUGUGCAUGAUUAAAAGGGAUCAAAAUGAGCACUGUAAUUCAAUUGAGCUAUUUUAAUUGUUUUAUCUCCAACUUAAUUAUUGUGUAGGUACUUUCAAAUGCUCAUACUUCUCACCAAGUCUUUCAUGGUGGGAUGAUCCUGUCAAGCAUGAUUCUAAAGACUUCCUUUGAAAAAAAAGGAACUAUGUACUUGUAGGUUCAAUCAAUCACUAAAGAAGUGUGCUGUUAAUAAUGAAACAGGCAGAAAAAGAUGUCUACGUUCCUCUUGUCGCAUCAAUUCUAAGUCUCAGUAUCACAGCUGUCAUUAACUGGUCGCCAACAUGAUCUCGUCUUGAAAUGACUGCAAUUGCAAAUUAAUGUGGUCUGUUCGAGGUACGCUUUAAAUCAUUAAUUAAAACUAAAUUAAUUAUAGAGAACGAAACAUCAAAAUGUUUUAUCCAGUAGAUAAAUGUAUAAAUACAAAUUUAUAAAAAAACGGAAAGGAUAAAUUCUGAUUUGGUCCCAUCAUUGCCUGAGGAAGGUCUUUUUAUAUUCAUUAUAUGUUUUUAAAUAUAACUUUCUUUUGUUUCAAAUUUUUGUUCUCCUCUAGUUUUUUACUUGUUAAUUUUUAUCUUAUUAUAUACCUAUUAUUUUGAACAUUAGUAUUUUUUAAGUGAUUUUAGGUACCCUUGUCAAGGACAAAGGUAACAUUUCCAGGUGUAAAGACUCAUCUAUACUGUGAAACUGCAAGAAUAUGUAUCUCAGUUUAUGUUGCUGUAGACUGCCUGUCCUGAUUGAUUUUUGAAUAAUAAAAAUAUUCAACUUUAUUGCUUGAAAUUUUUCAUGAUUUUCUUCUUGUAUGUGAAGAAAAUUCUGUGAAAAUUUCCAGUAAUAGUGUUGGUUUGUUUUCCCUUGAUAAAAUGAAAUUGCAGCAGAGGUUCUGAGACACCAUAAAAAAGGUAUGUGUUUUUGCAGUUUCACCAUAAUUAUGUGGUCCGCCUUUUUUUGGAGAACUAUCUCUUAAAUUCUCAGGAACACUCAAUUUAUCUGUUCUCAUUAUUAUUACUUCAUUUGGAUGAAUUUUAAAACUAUCAGCUGGAAACUUUUUUUUUUAUGAAGAAUAAAAUAAUUUCAUACAUAA
Messenger RNA from Bemisia tabaci, 7277 nucleotides. RefSeq lists its product as uncharacterized. Gene Ontology annotation, molecular function: zinc ion binding. Gene Ontology annotation, cellular component: nucleus. The record is from RefSeq and is a predicted model, not a curated record. NCBI's taxonomy places the organism in Eukaryota, Metazoa, Arthropoda, Insecta, Hemiptera, Aleyrodidae.